GGGGUUCGAGUUUUUAAGAUGGAUAUUGAGCAAAAGCAAGCCGAUUUCAUCGAUCACUUCGUUAAGCAAGCGUCGGCUCAGAAGGGGACAACCCUUGUUUCCAUUAUCGUCGAAGCGAUGUCUCAUUCUUCACUCUUCGCCUUCUCUGAGAUUCUUGUCGUGCCUACCAUCGCUGAGCUUGAUGGAACUAAAAACUCGAUGUACCUGGAGGUGCUUCGGUUGUUUUCCCAUGGCACAUGGAACGAUUACAAGAGCAAUAGUGGCAGCCUUCCUCAAUUGGUCCCUGAUCAAGUUCUCAAGUUAAAGCAACUCAAUGUCCUUACACUUGCUGAGACGAACAAGGUAUUGUAG
Molecule: messenger RNA, 351 nt
Organism: Hibiscus syriacus
Lineage: Eukaryota; Viridiplantae; Streptophyta; Magnoliopsida; Malvales; Malvaceae
Product: COP9 signalosome complex subunit 7-like
Exons: 3
Coding region: 19-351 (110 amino acids)
Cellular component (GO): COP9 signalosome
Source: RefSeq, a predicted model, not a curated record